Molecule: messenger RNA, 612 nt
Organism: Naegleria gruberi
Lineage: Eukaryota; Heterolobosea; Eutetramitea; Acrasida; Naegleriidae
Exons: 1
Coding region: 1-612 (203 amino acids)
Source: RefSeq, a predicted model, not a curated record
AUGAAAAAAUCAGCUUUUCUCCUUCUAUUGACAUUCACUUGGUUUUUUCUCAUUUCACACACAACUUGUGAAAGAAAGAAUGCUUUAGACUUGGUUACUACAACUUCUCCACUUCUUACACAAGUUAAAACCGGAGAUUCUGUGGUUGGAGUAAGAACAUUUCUAAUACUAUUCGUGUGGAAAAGUAAAUUUUCUAAUGAAACUUUGACUAAACUAAUCACCACAAAUAAUAACGAUUCUAGACGAAAGUAUUUGAUAGAAUCGGUCAAGGAGAAGGGUUUAACCAUCGGCCCUAUUCCAGAUUUUUAUGAUUACUUGGCAAGAUUUUUCACCUGUGUAAAUCUGUCACUUUCUGUCGGGUCAUCAAAUAGUUUAGAUUCUUCCAGCUACUUUCCUAUUUAUCCACAGGUGGACAUGUGUCAGAGAAGAAAUUACUUUGCAAAAUAUGAUGCCAUCUUGUUGGAUCCCUAUUACUUUUCGUUUUAUCUGAGAUUUUAUCGCGAUGUUGACAUGGCAUCUGGCAUCUACAUGAACACUGCCGACUUUGUUGCGAUACCUCUCAUCCCGUAUGAAGUCUACACACAAUCUACUACCAAUACAGUUAGUUGCUAA